This is a messenger RNA of Cooperia oncophora, 291 nucleotides long. The record is from the annotation of a GenBank genome assembly. Lineage: Eukaryota; Metazoa; Nematoda; Chromadorea; Rhabditida; Trichostrongylidae.
AUGGAGGAUGUUCGCUCUCUAAGCAGAGCUGAAUUGUUGUCGUUGUUUGGCAGCACAGUGAAAGUGGUUCGUAGUGAAGUCAAAACUCUUGGGGAUCUGGCCGAUCGGACUCGAACAGACAAUGUGAAGGGUUCAGCAUUGAUGACGAAAGGUGCUUUCAAAAUAAACGGAGAAAAGACCGUCGACAGCGCGGCCCCACUUGUUCUCGAGCAGGUGAUCCUUCCUAAAGCACCAGAUCUCACUUUAGUGUGUUGGGGUAAGAGGAAGUUUCAAUUAGUGCAAUGGGUGUAA